Cadophora gregata is the source of this 273-nucleotide messenger RNA. RefSeq lists its product as uncharacterized. Lineage: Eukaryota; Fungi; Ascomycota; Leotiomycetes; Helotiales; Ploettnerulaceae. The transcript has 2 exons. The coding region runs from base 1 to 273 and encodes 90 amino acids. The record is from RefSeq and is a predicted model, not a curated record.
AUGGAGUCCGGCUUACGAAAUCGUACCCAAGCAUCGUCGUCUCCGAGCACCGUGGCAGUCAACGGCGAUGUACACGAGGCGAGUGAACUUCCACCAAGUGACGAGCCACAGACUCCCGAAACUACACGCUUUGCAUCUGUAGUCCGAACUGGUUCGAAAGGCCUGCAAUCACUGGUCACCACUGGCUCUUGGUCGACCCAGAGUCCACAGGAGCGGGAGUCAUUCAAUAAGCUGCAUGGGUAUGACAACUUUAAAUAUGACAAAGGUAUGUGA